AUAAAUAUAAGAAAAUUAAAAUGUACGCGGGUGGUAGUGUUUUAAUAAGAAUAUAAGUUGUUUAGUUUCCUUUUUAUUUUAUUAACUAAGAAAAAAAGAAAUUUUCAUAAAAAAUCUAUAAAAUAAAAAGUUUAAAUGAAUAAAUGUUUUAAAUGAAAUAAAAUAUUUCAAAUUUCUAUAUUUUCAGAAUAAAUAUUUUUGAAAAUUUUAAAAAGAAAAUGCAGGAAAAAUGCAUCCUGUAAAAUUUUUGUGUUCUAAGUUGUGUUCUUGUGGCAAAAUAUAAGAAAAAAAAAUUAAAAAAAAAAAAAAUAAUCAAUAAAAUGCCAUUUAAAUUAAAAUUUUAAUUUUGAUUUUUUGAAAAAAUUAUAUUUAAAAAAAAGAAAAAUAAAAAAAAAAGAUUUCGAUCACAAAUUAAAUGAUAAUAGUAAAAUUAUACAUAUUGUAUAUAUAUGUGUACAUAUAUAAAUAAAUAUAUAUAUAACAAGAAAUAUAAUUUUUCUGUCUGAAAAGGAUAACAAAAAAAAUCUGUAAAUCUGGCGAAAAUAUUUGCAUCCAAAAUGUCGACCCGCUCUCAGUUAACUAAGGACUUAAAUGAGAGCGUUAAAACGAUAUUGGGGCGACAUACAAAAAUCUUGGUAAAAUAUAUGGUAAAAUUGGAAACGAAAGGAGAUAAAACUGAAAAUAAAGUUUUGGCAUUUACACCUGUAAGGAUUUAUUUAUUAAUAGCGAAAGUACCAACGAAGAUUGAAAGUCAUUUUCAUUAUUUGGAUAUACAAUCGGUUGAGAGUAAGAAACCAUCACAUUUUUCAAUAGUGACACAUGAUCGAACUUAUUCAUUUGCAACAACUGGAGAUGCUGGUAAUUUUAGCACAAAUGCUGAUGUUAUACUUACUGACUUGGCAUCUGCAAUUAAGCAAAUUUUUCCAACAGUUCCACUCAAGUACAUCAUUAGGAAGGUUGAUAUUCAGCCAACAGAACGUGAAACAAUAUUUUCUGAUGAAUUAAGACCAGCUGAUCCAAGAAAUGUUGGUCCAUGCGGUGGUUUUAGUACACAAUAUGCGUGUAUGUGUGAUUUUCAUGGUGUCCCAUAUAGAGAGGAAGUUGCUUGGGAUAUUGAUACAAUAUAUUUAUCACAUGAUACACGUAUAUUAAAUUUAAGAGAUUUUGAUCAUUUGGAACCAAAAGACUUAAUGGCUAUUGUAUCAGCAUUGGAAUAUAAUACAUUUUUUCGUGGUUUAAAAGUUGCUCAUAUGCGACUGUCACAUGAAACACUGGACAGGAUAUUACAUGUAUUAAAACGCUCAAUGUGGCUAGAAGAAUUACAUUUAGAAGCAUUAGGAUUAAGGUCGGAUUUUCUUCAUAAGUUAGCUGUAUCUGUGAUUACUAAUAAUAACCCCGCUAUUCGCACCAUCGAUUUAAGUCAUAAUUUAAUUGAGGACAAAGGUGCAAGUUCAAUAUGUGCCCUAGUUGGGAAAAUUGUUCAAGGCGCAAUCCAUUUAGCUGGCCCGAUAGCAAAGAUAUCAAAAGGCCUAUGUAAAUUAGCUUUAUCACAUUGUGGUUUAACAUCAAAAGGAGUCAAUCAAAUGUCGCACUCAUUAUCGUUAAAUCAAACAAUUUCUAGUUCACUAACAUAUUUAGAUUUAAGUGGGAAUAGUCUCAAAGAUGAUGUUACGAAUUUACUUAAUUUUCUGGGGCAACCAAAUGUUUUGGAAUAUUUAAAUUUGGCUUCGACUGAUACAACUUUGGAAAAUUUAUUUGGUGCCCUAUUACGUGGUUGUGUAACACAUUUAGCUCAUUUAAAUGUUUCACAUAAUUCGUUCAGCACGAAAAAAGGCAAAGAACUUCCACCAUCUUUUAAACAAUUCUUUAUGAGCACAUUAAGUUUAAAACAUCUUAAUAUUGCUGGCUGUAAAUUACCAAUGGACGCUUUAAAAAAUUUAUUACUUGGAUUGGCAUGUAAUCAGUCAACAACUGGACUGUACCUAGAUCUUAGUAGUAACUCGUUAGGUACACAUGGUGCACACGUUCUAGAGUCAUGUAUACAUGGAGUACGUGUUCUGCAAACAUUAGAUAUAAGUGACAAUAAUUUUGACUCCGAAUUAGCAUUAAUAUUAACAGAGAUCUCAAAGAAUCCAUCAAUAAGAUCUUUAUAUAUGAAUCGAAGCUUAGUUGGUAUGAAACCAAAAUAUAUAAUACCAGUAAUGGAUGCUUUAGUUAAUCUAAUACAAAAAGAUGAUUUUCCACUUGCUGAAUUAGUUUUAUCUGAUAAUAAACUAAAAACAGAUAUACAUGAUUUUAUAAAUGCCUUAGGAAGUAAUCAAAGUUUGCAAAGAUUGGAUAUAAGUGGAAAUUAUAUGGGUGAUAUUGGAGCUCGUCUAUUAGCAAAAGCUUUGCAAAUCAAUAGUAAAUUACGUACAAUAUUAUUAGAUCGAAAUAAUAUAACAUUACAGGGCUAUGCUGAUAUUGUAUAUGCUUUAGAGCAUAAUUCAUCAAUGCGUUGUAUACCGUUCCCGGUAUUUGAUAUAGCACCAUCAUUAAAAAAUCAUCCAGAAAAAACAGAUGCUGUUAUGAGAAAAAUGCAGGAACUAUUACAAAGAAAUGCAAAUGGUUUGAAAAGAACAACUGGGCAAGGUUUUCGUUUGCAACAUGGUUUUAUGUUAUCAUCAACACAUCAAUUAGUUGAUAGGCUAGUUACCGAAACACAAGAAACUAUAUCUUUGGCGCGUGGUAGUGAUAGCGCAUCAGCUGUACAACGUUUAAUUGAUGAUGCUGAAAAUUGUAAACAAUUAAUGCCAAAACUUCAAGAGACUGUACGUAGCGAACCGCAUCCAAUUGAAAUGAAAUUAACACGUAUUGCUAGUGAUUUAAAUAAAUCUAUUCAUGGUUAUUUAGAAGAUACAAUGGAUAUAAUGUUAAGAACAGGUAUUGAACAAUGCCCGAAAACAUUGGGUAGUCAAAAUGUUGUUAGUGAUUUGAGAAAGAAUUUAACUGAACGUUUAGAUAUUAAUGAAGAAUUUUUGCAAAACUGCUUGGUUAAUAAUGCUGGUAGCGAAAUAAUGAACAAAAUUAGUGAAAUAGAACAAUCAUUAGCAGCAACAAUAUCAGAUCGUGCUACUGAUGAAGUUAUAGAUGCAUUAACAAGAUAUAGACGUGGUUUAGGUAUAUCCGAUUCACCAUCAGUAUUAUUAGAUGAACCACAAACACCAGAUAUUGUUCGAAGCCGUUCAAGUCAUGAUGCCGAUGGUUUUACAUCCCGUUCACGUGGUUUAAAUUUACCAAAAUUGGGACUUGAUUCACCAACUAAAUUGGAAUAUCUAAACCUUGCUACACCGCAUUUACCAUCAAAAAGAAGAUCAAUUGCACGUAAGGUUCGACCUCAAUCAGUUGUUGAAAACUUAAGUUUAGGUCAUAUUCCUGAUUUACUUGAAUCACCAUCAUCACAUCGAAGCUCAAAUACCUCACCAGGUGGUGGUGCCGGUGGAAAUGAUCGUGAUGACGAAUGCUGCGAUUCUAUAACAGAGCUCCCGAGUGCAUCGUUUCAAUUACAACAUUUAGUCAAGGGAAGACCAAAACGUGCUAAAACACGAGCGCCAACACGCCCUCAUUUAGCUGAAGUUGCAACAAGAGAAUUUGGUGAAGGUUUAGAACAAUUCUUUCGACCUGGCUCAGUAACACCAACCACAUUAACACCAUUAGUUUCACCUACCUCAGAAGAAUGCAGUUCAUUAAGUUUUGUAGAUAGUCCAACGAUGAGCCGCGAUGAGAAUGGUAAAUUCCAGCAUUUAACAUCAGAAGAAACAACACCGAUUUUAGAGGAAAGAAAACCAAUUAAAUUGGAUAGAAGCUCUCCAUUACUAAAAGGCGUGGCAUGGACAACACGGUCUCGAUCUUCAGAUAAUUUAGAAAAAUAUUCCCCGUUAAUUGGAAGAAAAUCACCACUAGUCAAAAUGAAAACUGAAGGUGGUCCAGAUGAUCGAUUAUCUGUACCGGUUAACAGUAACGACGAUAAAGUUCGUUCACCUAGUAAUGAUUCUAUAAAAAAUCAUAUGAAUACUGAUUGUGUUAUUGUUAAAACGGGCAAUGGUAUUGUAAGAACACCAAUUGUUUUACAAAAACCACGACCAUGGUCAGUUGUUGGUAAUGAACCUAAAUCUGGAGAUUUUAAUUCAGAAUCGAGUAAAACAACCCCAGAAAAAUUAGAUGAAGAUGUUGAUGUUGUACCUUUUGGGCAAUCAGGUGGUGGAUCUAUUGUUGGUAUUAGCCCAGGAACAGCUUUAUCAACCGGUGGAAGUAUAGUUGGCAUUACACCAGGUGCUUGUCUUGAAAAAAAGUCAGUAAGAGAAAUGGCAGCUGGCCUCAAUAGAAUGGAACUACCAAAAAAACCUCAAGUUCUUCCACGUUCAAAACUUAAUAAUUGCAUAAGCGCACAAAGAAAUUCAAAUGGAAAUUCUGAAAGUUUAUUAAAAUCACAUAUAACAACUACAGAAACUAUAAGCAGUUCUAAUACUACUAGUACUACUUCUAAUACUUCUACUACAAUAACUUCAAUGUCUUCAGUUCAUUCUAAAACGAAAAUAACAACAAUGAAUGGAAAAGAAAAUAAUAAUGAUGAUAUUAAAAAUUCUGAUAACCCAAAUGUUGUUAUGGGAAAUGUGAAAAGAAUAGCCGGUAAACCAAUAUCAUCGAUAUUUGAGGAGACAUUAGUUGAAGGUCUCCAAAAGUCAGCUUUUCGUCGAACUAUGAUUAGAGAUUCAAUACAAACCCAUUAUACAAGUGAAGAUGCUGUCGACGUUUAGAAUAAAUUCAUAAAAAAUAUAUACAUACAUAAAAUUAGAAGAAAAAAAAUAAUUAAUAAAAAAGGAAAUUUAGAAACAAAAAGAACAAAUAAAUUAAAUAAAUAUUUAAAAUUAUAUAUAAAUAUUUAACAAAAAAAAAGGCGAUGUUAAUUUUGAGAAAUAUCUACAUACAGUAAAAAUACAAUAUUAUUAUUGAAUAAAAUAAAAAAAUUAAUAAUUAAUAUUCAAUUAGGUAAAAAAUUAGAAAUAUUAUUUGUUGUAAUUUAUAAAAUAUUUAAAUAAGUAAAGGAAUAAAAUCGGAAAUCCAUCAUUUUCAUAAAAAAAAUAAAAAACAGAAAAAAUAAUUUUUUAUCUUUAUAUUAUUUUAAUUAUAGUCUUUUAAAAAUUAUUAUAAUUAUUUAAUAAAUUCAGGCUUUGUCUUUGAAUUGUAAAUAUUUAAGUUUUACCCAUGUCAUGUAACAAUAUGAAAAUGUUUUGAUUCUAUAGCAUAUUAUAAAAAAGACAUUUUACAAUAAUAAGAUUAAAAUCAAUAGAUUCCAUAUUAUAUUGUAUAUGGAUAUAUCGAAAUAUCUAUCAUGAGAUUUUAAUAUUGCAGGAUACAAUUUUAAUUAACUUAUACAUAAUUACUUAAAAAGGAUUUCCGAUUCGAAAUUAUUAAAUAAAAUUUUGGAAAUAAAUUACUGUAUCCUUAAUCGUUUAUUAUAAUAAAUUAGAAAAAAAAACUUUUCCAGUACCAAGGAGAAAAGGAGUCACGAGAUUGUUUCAAUCUCAUAAUUCUUUAGUAUGUAUUUUGUUUGGUUAUUAAACCUUUAUUUUUAAUUUAUUGACUUUUUUUAUUCGGCUGCGCCUAAUUACUUAAGUGCAGUUUGAUAAAAUUCUAUUCAAUUCAAUUUUUUUUGUUUUGGCUAAAGUGAUUUAAAAAAAAAACUUGUUUUAAAAUAUAAAUAAUUUUGGUUUUAAUAAAAAUAAAUUUAAUUAAAACAAAAAAUUUUUUUUAACCCCCAGAAGUGUGCAAUUUUCAUAAUGUAAGGCAAAAUAUUUAAACGAUAUCAGUUUUAUUAAUGCAAAAGCAAUUUUAUUGAUACACGCAUGAUUUUCAAUUAAGUAAAAAAUUAUCAAAAUAAUUUUUUAAAAAAUCAAAAUUUUUAAAUUAACACUAUAAUAAUAUGUAUUUUAAUUGAGAAAAGUAGAAAACAAAAAUAUGUAAUAAACGAUUAAAAGCGCCCACUUUAUGAAGAAGUAUAAAAAAAAUCAAAAAUUUUUAUUGCAAACGAUUAUUGUGCAAUUACUUUUUAUAAAUAUAAUUUUACACAUAUAAUUUUUUAAUUAUAUUAAUUUUUUUUUUAUUUUUUUUUUAAUAUAUUUUCUAAAUUUAAUAUAAACCGAUUUUUAUAGUAAUUAAUAAUAGAGUAAAAUAAAAAAUAAUUAAAAUUGAAUAUUAUUAUUAUAAUAAAAACCAAUAUUUAAAAUUUAGAACUAAAAAAUUAAAUAAAGAAAAUGAAAAAUAAUUAAAAACAUUUAACCAAAUUUUUUAAG
Condylostylus longicornis is the source of this 6332-nucleotide messenger RNA. RefSeq names its product F-actin-uncapping protein LRRC16A (gene LRR). The transcript is spliced from 23 exons. Gene Ontology annotation, cellular component: lamellipodium; plasma membrane. Lineage: Eukaryota; Metazoa; Arthropoda; Insecta; Diptera; Dolichopodidae. Gene Ontology annotation, biological process: regulation of Arp2/3 complex-mediated actin nucleation; cell migration. The coding region runs from base 558 to 4796 and encodes 1412 amino acids. Gene Ontology annotation, molecular function: protein binding. The record is from RefSeq and is a predicted model, not a curated record.